CGGGGCGGACGGGCUGGGGGGCUCCCGGGGCUCUGGAGGGCGCGCGUCCGGGCGGCUGUCAUGGAAGGAACUGGCGGCGGCUUCCGGAAAGACCUGGUGAGCAAGCUGCUGCAGCUGCACUUCACAAACAGCAAGACCAAAGUCGGCGGGGACGCGCUGCGGCUCAUGGCGGAGCUGCUGACCAUCUUCGUUGUGGAAGCGGCUGUCCGCAGUGUCCGGCAGGCCCAGGCAGAGGACCUGGCUCUCGUGGACGUGGACCAGCUGGAGAAGGUGCUGCCCCAGCUGCUCCUGGACUUCUAGGGGCCUCCACCCCCACUGCGGCCCGCUGUCCAAGCCAAGGCCAAGCCCCACGCCCACGUUUCUGUGGCCUCUGGCUUCAGACAGGGAAGGAGCUGCUGAUGCCUGAGACAGACUCUCCUCCAGCCCCAGAGACUGAGCUAGGUCCUGGGAAAUGCCCCACUCCUCCUGGUCUCUGUCCUGCUGCUGACCGCCUGGACACAGCAGAUGGGGGAGGCCGCUGAGGGGACCUGGGGGAGGGCAGGUGCCUUCCCCUUUACACGCAGCGUUGUGAGAGAAGCGCAGGGUCCUGGGAAAGCAGGUGCCAAGGAGCAGCGGGGGCCCGCCCGCCUGCCCGAGCAGGUGGCCUGUGUACGUUCUACAGAUAAGCGAAGCUGCCCACAGGCUGACACCCCAACAUCAAAGCUUCCGUGCAACCUUUUAACCAUCUGAUACCCCUCAGAAGAUGCUUCCCUGAGCUGUAAGUUUAUUCUCACAAGGCAACGUCAAUAAACCAAAGCUGCCUCUCGG
Messenger RNA from Callorhinus ursinus (northern fur seal), 807 nucleotides. RefSeq names its product centromere protein X (gene CENPX). Gene Ontology annotation, biological process: resolution of meiotic recombination intermediates; replication fork processing; kinetochore assembly. Lineage: Eukaryota; Metazoa; Chordata; Mammalia; Carnivora; Otariidae. The record is from RefSeq and is a predicted model, not a curated record. Gene Ontology annotation, cellular component: FANCM-MHF complex; Fanconi anaemia nuclear complex.